GGGGAGGCCAGCGGAAUGGUGGGUGUGCCUCACCAACCCAGUUUCUGUCUCCCUCAGUCUUCCAGGGGCGGACAAAGAGCCCACUCCAAGUCCGAGGAGAAGCCAGUGCUGCAGCCUGUGUGGCAGCAGAAGCCAGAAGACCCUCAGGUCUCCAGAGAGCUGAGUACAGAGAUACCUUCUUCAGAUUCUUCAGAGCAGAAGCUCGGCCUGCAACAGGAAGCCACUGUCACAUUCCUGUUUACACUCCUGAGCACGGCAGAGCCCACCGCAGACCCUGAGGAGGACUUGGAGAUCCAGGAGUGCCACUUCCUGGAUAAGGAAGAUUGGGGCCCCCAGCAGACCUCGAAGGAAAUGAGCCAUUUGCAUAAUAUCUGCAUGAGGCUCCGGGAGUCGCUGAGCUCUAUCCAAGCAGACAACCUGGCUCUGGGGGAGAAGCUGCAAGACCUGCCCAACUCCUUGUAUAUGAGCCUAAAGGAGAAAGCGAAGUGCAUCCUGGAGCGAGAGAGCGCCGUGGAGGAGGGAGCCCAGGGCGGCCAGGAGGGGGCGCUGUGCCAGCCACCCGGCUCCCAGAAGGCCGAACUCGUCACCCUGCAGCCUGACACUCCCCGAGAUCACGGAGACCGAUGUCCGCCCUAGCCGGGACACCCCCCGGGAAGCCGUUCAGGCCGCUCCUCUCCCCCUCCCGCAGUAAACUUCUCCGCAGCUGGGUCGCGGCUCCCCGCCUGUCUGUGGGCCCUGGGAACCGGGAGGCGCAGGCACCAAGCAUGGUCCCUAGGCCAUCCUGUCGCAUCCCCCUCCCACAUCCGUUGGCUGGCCCCGGCUGCCCCGAGGAGGGUCCAGGCUGGUUGGUAUCAGUCUCAAAAUCAGCGUCCCGGUGAUAAGGGCUGGGGUGGGACUGGGAGGGGGCCGCACCCACGGCUGGGAGCUGGAGAGGACGGAAGCACCAGGUCUAACUCCAAAGGGCAGAAGACUAGGGAGGGGUGGGAAGACAAGUCUCUUCCUCUUUGUCAGCCACGGGGGAGGGGGUAGUGAGACCCCCCCUCCCCAAGGGCCCAACACCCAAACAAUUUCAGGCCUGGAGAUGCUUCUAGAAUUUGAAUUCCUACUCCCACCUCCAGCCAGGGUCUCCCAGGGCCUCCCUGGAGACCUGCACCCCUCCACCAAUGGGGUGAUCCCUGUUCUGGGCCACAGAUCCAACGCCCCACCCAUCCAUAGGCCUGCAUAUCCAGCUGUGGCCACUGUGCCCUGGUCACCAUCAGGCCUUCAGGGCUUGUGCCCAUCAGCCUUGCUGCCCUCAGACUCUGACCAGCUCUGGGGAGCCUUUCUAGGCAUCCCCUGACUCCUGAUAAAACGAGAAAGAGACACAGAGACACGCAGAGAAUGUAUAGAUAGAAUAUUAAAACAAACUUAGAAAUUAUUCCCAUACAACUAGACAAGGAGCCUGCUUUAGAUUUUGUUUUUUUAACUUCCUAUUGAGGGAGCUGACAGCCAGCAAUGACAAAGCCAGUUUAAAGGUGGAGGAGUUCCUGUCGUGGCUCAGUGCUUGGCGAAUCCAACUAGGAACCAUGAGGUUGC
Molecule: messenger RNA, 1575 nt
Organism: Sus scrofa (pig)
Lineage: Eukaryota; Metazoa; Chordata; Mammalia; Artiodactyla; Suidae
Source: RefSeq, a predicted model, not a curated record